CCAGGAUAAAAUCCGAAGAUGAAGAGAGAAAGCCGAUGCCCCCUCCUCGCAAAUUGUCUACGCCGAAUGAGCCAGAACAUGGAACUAUGGGCCUACAAAUACCCACGUCACCAGUUAAACCAUCUAAAAAUGAAACAGCUACGACAUUUUGGAAAGAAGACAAUGAAGAAGAUAUUGACGACGAUGUGUACGAAAUAACAGAUGGACAAGAAGACAAUAUAUACGAUGAGCCUGAAGACAUAGAGUUACCUAGAUCUUCUAAAACAGAACAUUCUCUAAAAUAUAAAACCAUGGAGUUCCUCACCAAUAAAAUCAAAGUGAAAGACACAGUACAGAAAAUAAAGUCAAAAAUAACAAAUGCAAUGAAAAGAGAGAAAACAACAACGCAUGUUCAUAAAAGGGACGAAGAUGAAGACGAUGGAGAUUACGAAAUUCCUGAUGGUACAUUAGCAAGAAAAACUUACACACGGUAUGAUACAUUGGAGAAGCGAUUAACACUAAGACAAACACGGAAUAACGCUUACUCAUCAUUAUCUGUGAGUGAUGGUAUUCAAAAACAUACCUUAUUCGGAUCUCUCUCCGUGGCCGGGUUAGCCAAUCGUCUGGUCAUGUGUGGGCUUAAUGACAUGGCCGAAAUGUGUCUCAAGGAAAAGGUGGACGGGCGUCUGUUUCUUUCCCUUACAGAUGAUGAUUUACGGGAAGUGUUUUCGGUGACUGAAUUACAAAUCAAGAAAAUACACAUGGCACAAGAGCAUGAUUGGACACCUAAAACAUGACAUAUGGUCGACUAAGGUCAACUAAGGUCAACUAAGGUUAUCUAAGGUCAACUAAAACCAAGGCUUACUAGCAUGAUUGGACACCAAAAACAUGACAUAUGUCAACUAACAUCAACUAAGGUCAACUAAUGUCGACUAAGGUCAACUAAGGUCAACGGUCAACUAAGGUCAACUAAGGUUAACUAAGGUUAACUAAUGUCAACUAAAACCAAGGCUGACUAGUUUAAACAUGAAAUUCAAAUCACACAGCAUUUUGCAAUCAAAUGUUAAUAUACAUAUCAUGCUUUCCGUAUUUGGAGAUUCCGUAUCUAUACAGAGGAUGUGACUUAGUGUUUCUGUGUUUCGGAGAUUUCUGCCUAUCGAGAUAUCUAAAACGUUCGACUCGACUGGCAGUGAAUGCUUGCAGAUAUGAUACAAUGCCUCGUCAGUGUGUGUAGUGAUGUAUAUGUUUUAACAUGGAGUUACUAAUAACCGAUAUUGUCCAACGGAGGAACAUCAUCCGAAGAUGGCGGAGGAAUAGCGUUUGUUCAUCGUCACAUGAAACAUUGGAUUACCAAAACAGAUUACCCGAAAUAAAUACAUUUUGUAUGUAUCACCCCAGAUACAGUAUGAGGAUGAUUUUAAUGCAAACUGCAUUUCCUAUUUCGUCUACACAGACCACGAAGACGUGCUUCUUCUCCUUCGUCGCCUUCCUCGAUCAGUUGGUAACUUGGUUUUGUCAUCUUGUCGUCGUUAACACCUAUGGUUGUGGGUCCAGUCAUUCACUGGGAAAGACGAAUUAUUUUCGAUAAAUUCAGUUCUAUAUUCCAAAGGAUAUGUAUUCAUGACAUAACCUACCAAACUGCAAUUAACAAACAAACAUGCAAACCGGUGAAGGUUCAUGUUUUUUUAGACAGAACAAUGGGAAUAAAAAACAAUUGAAGAUUUUCUAUUGAUCUGUACCUAGUGAGGUACAAUGAAAGUCCAACCAUUUUGGGCUUAAC
Messenger RNA from Pecten maximus, 1759 nucleotides. RefSeq lists its product as uncharacterized. Bases 36 to 776 code for a protein of 246 amino acids. The transcript has 4 exons. Lineage: Eukaryota; Metazoa; Mollusca; Bivalvia; Pectinida; Pectinidae. The record is from RefSeq and is a predicted model, not a curated record.